Molecule: messenger RNA, 2738 nt
Organism: Spodoptera frugiperda (fall armyworm)
Lineage: Eukaryota; Metazoa; Arthropoda; Insecta; Lepidoptera; Noctuidae
Exons: 3
Coding region: 361-684 (107 amino acids)
Source: RefSeq, a predicted model, not a curated record
ACAGUUGUUUAACAAAUAAGCGACAUUCCUAAGCAUGUUUGUCCAUCAAAUACGAGUCAAUGAGAAGGGGCGUGUGCACUAUGCAUUACAAACAAUGUUUACAUAUUGUACGGAGCCGAUAGGACAUCACAAAUGCGUAAUAUGAGGAUGAGAUCACAGGAAAAGUUUAGGAAAAUAAAUAACACUGAUUAGAUUGAGAGGUCAAAUGAAAUGUCAAACAUUAAUCAAGAACAACUGUUGAAAAACAAUAAUGGAAUAAAACAAGAAACAAUUAAGCUACGUUUAUGUCCCCAUUAAUUUUAUUAUCAUCGGUUAAGCAGUUAUCGCGAAUGAGUUGAGCGGCGCGCGCGCUUUGUUUUGAUGGAGAUUUGCGUUUGUUUGGUUGCAGCAUGGAACGAAGUACAACCAGCCAGCGUCCCGUUCCUGCCAUCCCGCAUCGGUGACGCCAAUGACAUCGGGGAGGCUGCUGACAUGAGGGCGCCGGCUGAGCUGAUGAGGGCACGAGUGAGGGAGGGCGUCCCUCCUCCUCUCUGUGCCGGCAGAUGUGCGUCACCACCAGCAGGACCAGUGUGUGCUUUCGAUGCUACGGGAACUGCUCGGACGUUUGAAACCUUGUGCGAAUUAGAAGAGGUCUCAUGUCGCGAGAGCACGUAUUACGCGAUCACGGGUCUCGGAGAAUGCUGAUGCGGCGCCAGAACACGCAAAGUGCAUUGGUUCUCACAUAAGUGUAAGCAUUACGUACCGCACAGCCUGAGGACGGUCGCUAUAUUAAUGUUCAACUAUAUGUAUUACUAUUUAGUGUCAAAUUAGCACAGCAUCUGUCUCAUAACAGUAGUCAAAAUGACGUCACAAUUUCUUCCUCAUCACGCUUAAAAUAUUUCUUCAUUUAAAUCGAUAUCGGCAAAUGCUUGCUACCAAAAUAAAGUGACGUCAACAUUGACCUCAAUAAUAAAUUGAAAAGGUCUUAAAUGUCACAGUGUCAUCCGAAUAAGCCAGAAAUUGACAACUCAAAUGUCAGCUGUCAUGCGUCCCAUUUUCAAGAUGGCUGCCGUUGUUCGUGGCGCGAAAUAUUUGCAUUAUCGUACUGUUUUGAGUUGGGUAAACUGUGAUGGUAGUCAGAGAUAUAUUUAGUAUGUACCUGUUUUGAUCUAAAAAUCUAAUGUAUGUAUAAAGAACGCUUAAUUAAUUAUUAUAUUAUCGGUUUACUCACAUAACUGUUUGACGAGGACUCGACCAGUUUCAAGCUAUGCUAGAAGCUCAUAUUCAUAACCAGCAUUCCGCGACAUACGACGCGGCGAUUGUCGCGCUGCUACUGAGUAAUGAGUAAGCCGAUAACAUAAUAGUUAAUUUAGUAUGUCUCACGAAAGUUAUAAUAUUCUUAUUAUAAACGCUUAAGCUCAAAAUCGCUAAUUAAGCUAGGAUGUACUUACAAUAUUGUAUCGAAGUUUAUAUUCUGAACCCUUUUUGGUUUACAAAUUUGUGGAUUGCAUAUAUCUGAUUGAUUUUAAUGAACUACCCAUUAUUAAUAGCAAUAUGUGACGUGGUAAUAUAAGGUAUUCAGGUAAUAUAAUGCUUACGCUCUAAAAAAUACUGUUCUUGUAAUAACGUAUGAUAAUUUAGUCUAAUUUGCCUGCAUAUGUUGGUAUGAUAUCUUUGAUGGCCAAAGCUUUAAAAGCAGGAUUUCUAGAUUUUUAACCAAGAUAAUGAACAUUGCUUUAUGUAUAUGCUGAUGAAAAUUGAUAAUAUUAUUUGUUAUAUUUGGUUUAAUCUCUGUGGUAGAUUUAAAGGGCAGUAGCACACUUCGAAAAACUAAUUCGAUAAAAAGAUCAAGGACACAAUUUCACAAGAGGUUGUCUUGUGAAGUUUUCCUGCUGCAGUAUAUUUUGAUUUAGAAUUAGAAUUAUUUUUAUGUACCUACUAGCUUUCUUAGCGUUGCGUUGCUUCGAUGUUUUAACCACGGUCAAAUAACAAAAUGUAACCUAUAUCACUUCUCUCCAGCUCUAUAAAAAAAUCUGACCAGAACAACACUUCGUAGCGACGUGAAAGAAAGUUGCUGCUGGCCAAAGGCCUUCUCGGAAAAGAUUGAAGCAUUAAAACUGUGCUUGCUCAAUGCGAGUUAGUGAUUUCAAACUCAUAAUUAGAAACAUAAGUCCAGGUUUCUUCGCCGUUUGCCAGUGGUUUCUAAAAAAUCUCAGAAAGUACAGAUAAAUCGGAAAAAGUCACAUUGGUAUUUCCAUUGGUAGGUUUUGAACCCGCACUAUCAUGCUUAAACCUCCGGGUCACCACGAUAUUUUCAAAUACUCUUUCAAAUUGAUGAUAUUAAGGAUUAUUGUGCAAUAUUCUAAAAUAUACGAGUGAUCUGUAAAAGCAUUGUAAUUUACAAUUUGAAAGGACAUCAAACCAACAAAUAUUUUUGGAGAUAUAUGUUCGAUACUUUUAAAUAUUAGCACUAAGACUUUGGUCGAAAAGUUCCUACAAAUUCCAAAUUUUAAUCUUAAUACCUUAAGAAAAUUAGUGUGUAAGUAGUUUUAAAAUUAAUGCCAAAGUCAUGUUCAAAUAAAAUAAAAUACUCUAGUAAUGUUUGUAUUUGUAAGGUUACUGUGUAAGUCAAUAUUUUUUUUAUUUAUUUUGUACAAAGUACGGAUCUUCAUGACUGUUUAUAGACUGGCCAGUGCCAGUUGCAACAAUGUCAUCAUAGACAAAAUUUAGCUUCAAUAAAGAUUUUACAAUGUACAGAA